Molecule: messenger RNA, 2374 nt
Organism: Lolium rigidum
Lineage: Eukaryota; Viridiplantae; Streptophyta; Magnoliopsida; Poales; Poaceae
Exons: 15
Coding region: 270-2210 (646 amino acids)
Source: RefSeq, a predicted model, not a curated record
CUGAUCCAAACGAACAAAAAUAAACGUUUAUAUCGCCGAUUUAGGUUGGAGUUGGUCUUAGGACUACCGCUAAUUCGGCAGGCAACCGUGAUAGCUGCAGCCCCGUGGAGCUCAUAGGCCCAAACAAACAGAACCUAAAUUGGCUUCCAGUCUGAUUCAUCUUCUGUCCGUAAGAAUUUGUGGCGGAGCUCCUCGUCCUGCCGCUGCCUCCUUCAGCCGCGUUUGUUCUUCCGCUCGCACCGUUCAGGACGGCGCCCGCGACCUGUGUAAUGGAUGCAGUAGCUCUGGAAGAAGUUCAGAAUUGUGUGGUGAAGCUGAGGAGCAAUCCUCAGAGGCACAGGAAUAAAGUAUAUGUUGGCUGUGGCGCUGGAUUUGGGGGUGACCGGCCGAUGGCUGCAUUGAAGUUACUGGAGAGAGUUGAAGAACUUAAUUACAUAGUACUUGAGUGUUUGGCGGAGCGAACACUUGCGGACCGCUACCGAGUUAUGAUGUCGGGAGGGAAAGGAUUUGAUCCCCGAGUCAAGGAGUGGUUGUCCAUGCUUCUACCCUUGGCUUUGGAUAGAGGAGUUUGCAUAAUAACUAACAUGGGUGCAAUUGAUCCACCUGGAGCACAGAAGGAAAUACUGAACCUUGCAUCUAAUUUGGGACUGGAGAUAACGGUUGCGAUAGCUUAUGAAUCAUCGUUUUCACAUUCAGGAAACUCUGUAUUAUCGAAUGAAUCAAGUGGAGUUGGACAAGGAAGAAGCACAUACCUUGGUGCAGCCCCCAUUGUGCAUUGCCUGGAAAAUUACAAACCACAUGUCGUCAUUACUUCCCGGGUUGCUGAUGCUGCACUAUUCUUAGCACCUAUGGUUUAUGAAUUGGGUUGGGAUUGGAAUGACUUUGAGGAGUUGGCACAAGGGACAUUAGCUAGCCAUCUUUUGGAAUGCGGUUGUCAACUCACUGGAGGAUAUUUCAUGCACCCUGGAGAUACAUAUCGGGAUUUUUCUUUUGAGCAGCUUCUGGAUUUGUCUCUUCCAUAUGCUGAAGUGAGUUACAAAGGAGAAGUUUGUGUUGGCAAGGCAAAGGAUAGUGGAGGUCUUCUCAGCUAUAGCACCUGUGCAGAACAGCUUCUGUAUGAAGUUGGAGAUCCUGCAAACUACAUAACUCCUGAUCUGAUUGUAGAUUUCAGUGACGUGCAGUUCCAUCAAAUAUCAAAAGAUAAGGUUCACUGUAAAGGAGCAAAACCAUCUAAUCCUUGUCGGCCCGAGAAACUCCUCCAAUUGUUCCCUAAUGAAAGUGGAUGGAAAGGCUGGGGAGAGAUAUCAUAUGGUGGACAAGAGUGUUUAAGGCGCGCUCAGACAGCAGAAUACCUAGUUAGGUCAUGGAUGUAUGAAAGAUAUCCUGGCAUCGAAGAGAAAAUUGUUGCAUAUAUUAUGGGAUAUGAUAGUUUGAAAGCUAUUGGAGGUAAUAAAGACAGUUGCUCUGCCAAGGAAGUGAUAGAUGCUAGACUUCGGAUGGAUGGGCUAUUUGAUCAGGAGGAGCAUGCUGAUGGAUUUGUUCAGGAGUUCAUUGCACUUUAUACAAAUGGUCCAGCUGGGGGUGGUGGCAUAAGCACUGGGCAGAAGAAGGAAGUAACUCUGCAAAAGUUGCUGAUUGAUAGGGAGAACAUCUUCUGGCAAGUCAAUGUAAAGAACUCAAUCAUUCCUAGCUCAGAGAAUCAAUCUGCAAACAUUGAGAAGGGGCAAGUGCGUAUUAUACAAAAGAAAAAGUAUGCAGGAAGUUACGCAACGGGCAUUCAACGCCUCACUACAAACUUGAAGGAACCACCAUCGCCUGUAUCUGCUCCAUCUGGAUCAGAGAUCGCUCUCUAUCAUGUGGCCCACAGCAGGGCUGGCGAUAAAGGAAAUGAUCUGAAUUUGUCCAUAAUUCCUCAUUUCCCUAAUGACAUUGGCCGGCUCAGGAAUGUGAUCACUCCUCACUGGGUGAAGAAUGCUGUUUCACCCCUCCUUGAAUUUUCCUCAUUUCCAAAUGACCAAGCAACCCAGUGUCCAAACAAUCUACUUGAGCAUGUCUUGGUUGAAAUUUAUGAUGUCCCCGGCAUCAGCUCUCUGAACAUUGUGGUGAGGAAUAUCCUUGACGGCGGGGUGAACUGCUCCAGAAGGAUAGAUCGGCACGGUAAGACUCUGUCAGAUCUCAUCUUGUCCCAGAAAGUUAUCUUGCCUCUGUAGUUACAAGUCAUACAUUACUGGCACCCGAUGGGCAGAUAUAUCUAAAAUUUAUGUGCUAGUCUAUCUGAAAUAGAAAACUUGACCUGCUGUAUGAAAGAACAUACGGUUGCCGCUGGCUUGAAAUGGAGCAAUGUGGUUCUAGAAAGCCACAUGUGCCUCAUAAA